Molecule: messenger RNA, 614 nt
Organism: Canariomyces notabilis
Lineage: Eukaryota; Fungi; Ascomycota; Sordariomycetes; Sordariales; Chaetomiaceae
Exons: 1
Coding region: 166-528 (120 amino acids)
Source: RefSeq, a predicted model, not a curated record
CGGAGUACAACUGCAUGUGCUGUACCUCCGCCCUACGCUUGCAAGCCACACCAACACCAACAUCGAAGUACCGGAACUUGAUGCAUAUACAAAUUGAAUUGGGUAUCCGCCCAUGAGCGAGCCCUGGGCUGAAUCGCUUUGAAAAUGCAAUAAGAUUUGAAUCGAAUGCACAAAAAUACUGCCCGCCUAGACCGCCUAGCUCUCCCUAACUUGCCUACCCACAACGCCCGCGCCCGCCCUGCUUGGGCGGCUGCCACUGCUGUGUUGUAUGCGAGUACUCUUCGCAUCGAGUCCCGGUACUUCGAUGUUGGUGGCUUCCAAUUUUUGGUGUGGCUUGCAUGUGUUGGCGGGAGGUACUGUACAGUACAUGCAGUUGUAGGCCGUCGCAAUAAUAGAGGCCGUCGUAAUAAUAAAAUCCCAUUUUACUACCUAACAUUCCACCCUUGCCAGGGCAGGGCUCAACAUAGGUACUACGUACACAUUGCAACCCCAAGGGGGUCUUUUAGCAAUUACGGACACGGUGUGUAACCGCUUCAUUCAACGAACUUAUAUAGGUCGCUGGUUCAUAUGACAUUUCGCACCUAUCGCCGUCUUGAAGCGCCAAGCUUUCAGGU